AUGAUUCUUCAUAUGCCAAUUUUCUACAAUUGGCUCAUCUGGUACAAGAAUCAUCAUGCCCCACAGGGUCACGUUUGCAAACUAGGCUCAUCCGAUGAUGAUCCUAUGGAAUGCCAAGUUUGCCAACUUGCUGAGAUUUUUCAGGGUUACUGGGCAGGUGAAACUGAUGAAACUGACUGGAUGUCCACCUUUGACUCCCUAACAAAAUCCCUCUUGCAUAGUUGGAAACCAGCUGGUACAGACUCGGAACAAGACCCGGUAGAGUACUUUGGGGUGCUUUACAAUGCGAUCAAAGAAAGCACCAAGCUUAUGAUGAGAGGAGACUUGGAAGAGAUGUUUGAGGUCGAAAUCAUCACCGUAAAGAAGUGCGCUGGGGAAAAUCCCUGUGUCCCAAAUUACACCUCAAACGCGCAACCGGUUAUGAUGAUCCACUUAUCCGGAGAAGAGGACGAUGAACUCCCUAAGAAUCCUACUUUGAGCGAUGUAAUCCAACGGCAUUUUGACCAUGAAGACUAUUGGGAUGAGUGUGGGAAAUGUGGAGGCACCAUGACUGCCACAGACCAAAUUGGAAGUUUUCCUGAGCUUCUCUUGGUCCAACUCAACCGCGUCGAUCAGACUGGAAACAAGAUCACCACUAAAGUAUCUCUGAGUGAGCAGUUAAAUAUCGAGACACGGUUCAUCGAUGAACGCUGGGGCAACAAACGGAAAGUCAUACAAUAUAAGUUGAGCUCCGUGGUCUUGCAUCAUGGAGAGCAGACAACAUUCGGUCAUUACAGCGUCGGUCUCAAAGGCAAAGGGGAUAAAUGGACCAUAGCGAGUGACUCUGCCGUCAGGGACUGGAUCCCCGAAGGGCCUCAAGGUGACCUGAAACACCUCAGCACCGGCUAUCUCUUCACAUACCGCCGGUUACCUAUAAACGACAUACAGACAACCGGAACAAAGAGAAUCCCAAACCCCGAACCCAUGGAAAUCGACUCCGGUUUGUUCGCGGACUCUGAUUUUAGACACGACGUCAAAUGUCUAGAGCAGUUACUAGAUGCGAUGAUUCCCAAGGCUAUCGAUACAUAUAUAUCUCGGACGGCAGAUCUGAGGCGCAAGGAGUUUGAGAAAUGGGCGAAUGAAUGGGAGAAAGGGAAAGUCCAAGGGAAAGAUCAAGGGACUGAUGAGGAAAUAGUCAACUGGACUAAAGAACGGGGACGACUUGAGAUAACUUUGACUAGAGAUAAAGGCAAAGGAUCCAAAUUGUUGGAUCUUGAAGUUCAAGGAAUGCACUUCAAUAGACUUCAGAAAAAUAAACGACCAAGGGAGGAAGAGGAAGAAGUUGAAAAAAUAGUUGAAAAAGAAGUUGAAAAAGAAAAGACAUUUGGUAGAAUGAUGAGAAAAGUGAAAGGCAAAGCGAAGGAAUAUGAAGGGAAUGUAAAGAAGAAGAUGAAGACAUAA
This is a messenger RNA of Penicillium griseofulvum, 1440 nucleotides long. Its product is annotated as ubiquitin carboxyl-terminal hydrolase. Gene Ontology annotation, biological process: protein deubiquitination. NCBI's taxonomy places the organism in Eukaryota, Fungi, Ascomycota, Eurotiomycetes, Eurotiales, Aspergillaceae. Gene Ontology annotation, molecular function: cysteine-type deubiquitinase activity. The transcript is spliced from 2 exons. The record is from RefSeq and is a predicted model, not a curated record. The coding region runs from base 1 to 1440 and encodes 479 amino acids.